CGUAAUCGUCCCAGUCGUGUUGCGGUAGCAUUUCCGCUACAGACCCAGUUCAGUUUGCUGCUGUUGUUGACCACACAAUAAAUCGAGAAAAUUAUUGCUGUCAGACGAGGAAACAUGGAACGUCCAUCUUGUGUUUCGGAGGAAUUGAAGCAAUUUGUUGUACAUGGCGCUCCAUCUACAGCGUAUUACAUCCCAAGUUUCAUAUCUGGAGACGAGGAGUCUUACCUCCUGCAGCAGAUCUAUAAAUCACCUAAACCUAAAUGGACCCAGUUGUCUGGCAGAAGGCUUCAGAACUGGGGAGGUUUGCCACAUUCCAAAGGCAUGUUGGAGGAAAAGAUCCCUUCCUGGCUUGAUGGAUAUUGUGAGAAAGUUUCUUGUUAUGGUGCAUUUGGUGGGAAAACGGCCAACCAUGUGUUGGUGAAUGAGUAUAAACAAGGAGAGGGGAUUAUGCCACAUGAAGAUGGUCCUUUGUACCACCCAACAGUCACCACUAUCACUCUUGGCUCUCACACCCUCCUGGAUUUCUACAAACCCAUCCAUCAGCUGGAGGGCAACGCCUUGCUGGCAGAGGAGAAUCGGUAUCUUUUCUCGCUGCUCUUGAGGCCGCACAGCCUUUUGAUACUUCAGGACGACAUGUACCAGAACUUUCUCCAUGGCAUCCAAGCCUGCGAGCAGGACACUCUGACAGACAAGGUGCUUAACCUGACGGCUGCUGGAGCCAAGCCAGGAGAGACACUGACCAGAGGAACCAGAAUAUCCUUGACCAUUCGUUAUGUUCCCAAAGUCUUGAAGACAAAGCUUAUUCUAGGAAGAAAGUGAAGACGGAAGUUCCUCACUUUGACUCAGUUAUUCCAUGAAGUUAUUCCAUUAAACAAAAGAAAAUUCAUGUUGAUUAGGGGAUAAUGUCAAUAUAAAAAACUCUCAUCAGUGGAUCAGCAUUUUUUAAUUCAAAUGUUUGCUUUCUCUGUGGUAACAUAGCAGAAAUAUAAACAUGUUUAACCUGAUAUGCUUAAAAGUAAAGUUAGCACUUGUAACCUCUGCCAGCAAUACAGGAAAAUACGCAGCAUGCUGUGUUUGUAUGUCACCAGUGCAACUUAAAAACUACACUUUCCACAAAACUUGUAUUUGAAUGUGAUUUAGACGAACUCUGGUCCAAGGACAACUGCAGACAUCACCACGGGGUGGUGUUUGGCCUUGGCAGGUCUACAUUUUCCUGACUGACAUUAUACUUGUAGGAAACAAACUGUUCAAUCUGCUGAAGGGAGUCCAAUGUAUAAUAAAGGCUCACCAUGUGGCUGUCCAUUUCAGAUUCAGUUUUCUAAAGCAGUGUGAUUGAAGCAAAGUAGUGAACAUAUGAUCUCAAGUUCCUCUUUACUCCCAUUUUGGCUUGGUUUCCAUGGUAAUGCAUCUUGGUUCGUAGUCCUCUGGGUCUGGUAUUUUCUGCUAAUAAACGCUACUUCCCCCAA
Dunckerocampus dactyliophorus (ringed pipefish) is the source of this 1466-nucleotide messenger RNA. It is a transcript of the gene alkbh6, whose product is annotated as alkB homolog 6. Bases 115 to 819 code for a protein of 234 amino acids. NCBI's taxonomy places the organism in Eukaryota, Metazoa, Chordata, Actinopteri, Syngnathiformes, Syngnathidae. The record is from RefSeq and is a predicted model, not a curated record. The transcript is spliced from 2 exons.